UUCCCUCCGCUGCGGCGACGGAGCUGUCGGCGGCUGCUCCUGGUAACUAAAAGCCGCGGCGGCGGAGGCUGCUGAGCCCGCCUCGCGAGCUGGCGAGUUGAGUGGCGAAGAUAGCAACUUGACCAGCAACAUUUAUUGAAAAGACGGUUCUUUCUCCCCAGCACGCUGCAGUGGCACCUUUGUUGUAAUGUGGGUGGCUGAAUAUAGACCCUUUGGGACAGAUGGCCGUCAUGUUUAGAUAUUAGUAAUCACAUAUGUAUAUGUCUGUAUUUGAAAAUGGCAGAGGGAAACAACAAUGAAGAGGUAAUUCACUUAAACAACUUUCACUGCCAUCGGGGACAGGACUGGAUCAAUCUCAGAGAUGGGCCCAUCACCAUAUCUGACUCUUCUGAUGAGGAAGGGAUUCCGAUGCUGGUCACCCCAAAUCCUCAGCAACAUGAAGAAGAGGACCUGGAUGAUGAUGUCAUCCUGACAGAAACAAAUAAACCUCAGACAUCACGGCCCAAUCUCAUCAAACCAGCUGCCAAGUGGCAAGAUGUGAAAAGAUUGGGAGAAGAAAGGCCUAAAAAGUCUAGAGCAGCAUUUGAAUCUGAUAAGAGCAGCUAUUUUUCAGUGUGUAACAACCCAUUAUUUAAUUCUGGGGCACAGGAUGAUUCUGAGGAUGACUAUGGUGAAUUUCUGGAUCUUGGAUCUCCUGGAGUCUCUGAAUUCACUAAGCCAAGUGACCAAACAAAAAGAGAACCCAAACCUGGACCAAGUCAUAACCAAGCAGCAAAUGACAUGGUCAAACCCAGAUCAGAGCAGAAAGUCAUAAUCUUGGAAGAAAGUAGCCUCCUUUUCCCAGAAAGUGAUCCUUUGGAAACUCAAAACCCGUCAUCUGAAGACUCAGAGACAGAACUUUUAUCAAAUCCUGAAGAGUCACCUGCUAUAGUAGAUGAUCAGACCAUUGAAGAAGACUGCUGGUUAGACCAUCCUUACUUCCAGUCUCUAAACCAACAGCCCCGUGAGAUAACAAACCAGGUUGUUCCUCAGGAGCGGCAGCCUGAAGCAGAACUGGUUCCCUUGUUGUUUCAGCAUGAUCUUCCAGGGCCAGCUUUUCCAAGGCCAGUUUUUCCAAGACCAGAACCCCAGCAGGAUGGGAUUCCUGGCUCCUCUUCCCCUCAGCCUGCCCAUCCUCUGGGAGAGUUUGAAGACCAACAAUUAGCAAUAGAUGAUGAAGAGCCAGGUCCAGCCUUUCCAAUGCAAGAAUCUCAGGAGCCCAACUUGGAAAACAUUUGGGGGCAAAAAGCUGCAGAGGUAGAUCAAGAGCUCGUUGCACUGUUAGUGAAGGAAACAGAAGCAAGAUUUCCAGAUGUAGCAAAUGGGUAUAUUGAAGAAAUAAUACAUUUGAAGAAUUAUUAUGAUUUGAAUGUACUUUGUAAUUUUCUUCUGGAAAAUCCAGAUUACCCAAAAAGAGAAGAUAGAAUUAUUAUAAAUCCCAGUAGUAGCCUGUUGGCCAGUCAAGAUGAGACGAAGUCGCCGCGGGUGGAUUUUUUCGACUAUACCAAGCUGGUUCCCCUUGACCAGCGCUGCUUCAUCCAGGCUGCUGACCUCCUCAUGGCCGACUUCAAGAUGCUCAGCAGUCAGGACAUCAAGUGGGCCCUGCACGAGCUCAAGGGACACUAUGCAAUCACCCGAAAGGCCUUUUCUGACGCCAUUAAAAAAUGGCAGGAGCUAUCACCAGAAACCAGUGGGAAAAGGAAGAAAAGAAAAGAAAUGAAUCAAUAUUCUUACAUUGAUUUCAAAUUUGAACAAGGUGACAUAAAAAUAGAAAAGAGGAUGUUCUUUCUGGAAAACAAGCGGCGACAUUGUAGGUCGUAUGACCGGCGUGCCCUCCUUCCAGCUGUGCAACAAGAGCAGGAGUUCUAUGAGCAGAAAAUCAAAGAGAUGGCGGAGCAUGAAGACUUUUUACUUGCCUUGCAGAUGAAUGAAGAACAGUAUCAAAAGGAUGGCCAGCUGAUUGAAUGCCGCUGCUGCUAUGGGGAAUUUCCAUUCGAGGAGCUGACGCAGUGCGCAGAUGCCCACUUAUUCUGCAAAGAAUGUCUCAUCAGAUAUGCCCAAGAGGCAGUGUUUGGUUCUGGAAAGUCAGAGCUCAGCUGCAUGGAAGGCAGCUGCACAUGUUCAUUCCCAACCAGCGAACUGGAGAAGGUGCUUCCCCAGACCAUCCUUUAUAAAUACUAUGAGCGAAAAGCCGAGGAAGAAGUUGCAGCAGCCUACGCUGAUGAGCUUGUCAGGUGCCCCUCCUGUAGCUUUCCUGCACUGUUGGACAGUGAUGUGAAGAGGUUCAGUUGUCCUAAUCCUCGCUGCCGAAAGGAAACCUGUAGGAAGUGUCAGGGACUCUGGAAAGAACACAAUGGCCUCACCUGUGAGGAGCUGGCUGAAAAAGAUGACAUCAAGUACCGUACCUCUAUUGAAGAAAAAAUGACUGCUGCCCGCAUUAGAAAAUGCCACAAGUGUGGGACUGGUCUCAUCAAAUCUGAAGGCUGCAACCGCAUGUCUUGUCGCUGUGGUGCCCAAAUGUGCUACCUCUGUCGAGUGUCUAUCAAUGGGUAUGACCAUUUUUGCCAGCAUCCCCGGUCACCAGGAGCCCCUUGUCAGGAGUGUUCAAGAUGCUCUCUCUGGACUGACCCCACUGAAGAUGAUGAGAAGCUUAUUGAGGAAAUCCAGAAGGAGGCUGAAGAGGAACAGAAAAGAAAGAAUGGAGCAUCCCAUCUCCCUUUCAGAGAACACCUUCAAACGCAUCGGUCCCCCACUGGAGAAGCCUCCCGAGAAGGUGCAAAGAGUAGAAGUCCUCCCAAGGCCUGUCCCUCAGAACCUACACCAGCCACAGAUGCCUCCCUAUGCCUUCGUGCACCCACAUUUCCCCCUGCCGCCGGUCAGGCCCAUGUUCAACAACUUCCCGCUCAACAUAGGCCCCAUCCCAGCACCCUAUGUGCCCCCUCUGCCCAACGUACGGGUCAACUACGACUUUGGCCCUGUCCACAUGCCCCUGGAGCACAACCUGCCUAUGCACUUUGGCCCCCAGCCGCGGCAUCGCUUCUGAUGGCCCAGAGCCCUGCCUGAUUCCCACCCCCCCAGAGUCCCAACCAGGCGGUCGUGGAGCCCCUGUGAGCAGGCUGAAGGAGAAAGGACUUGUCCCACACUCCCUGGGCAAAUAGCAUCACUAAUGCCUUCCAAGGAGAGGUGGAGGGUUUGACUUUCUGGACGAUAGGUUGGUGCACUCCCAACCUCCCAGAAAGAGCCACUGCUCCUUGAAGGGUGGCCAUAAGCUGAUGACCCUCCAGGUGCUUGUACUGGGAUCGAUCUCUCUCACUGGGCCAGAGAAAAAAGGGCAACAAAACCCUCUUCCUGAAGAGGUCUGCCAUCUCAGCAACCUGUGCAAUGGCCCUGUCUCUGCUGUGUCACUCAAAUCCCUGCAGAAAAAGAUAGAGAAAAUGAUUUUCCUCCAUUUCUGCUCCCCAAGCAAGUAACAGAAGAACACUCAGAAUUAAAAACCACAUAGGCCUCCUUUCCCACAGCACCAGUGGAUCCAUAAUAAAGAUGAAAUAGCAAAUAGUGGGGUUUGGAGAGAACUGAGAGAUUGGCACUGCCACCCAUGCCCGGGGCCCAUCAAGAGUAAACCCUUCUGCUCUGUGUCACGGCAUAGUCCAAGGUCAGGGAGCUAUAAGCAUUGCCUUUGAGACCCAGAGGCUCAGGCUAGGGGCAUCAAAGGAGAACUUGGGGUUAGUCCAGAGAAGUAGCAGAGCCAUCCACAGAUCUGGGAAGUCCCAUGCACUGAGCUGUGCACUAUGGCCCCUCAGGACAUUGCCCAGUGUCAGGAGGGCAAGACACUGACCCUCACAUCCAUGCCCAGAUGCCACCAUGGUGACCAUUCAGGCGGCCUCUCUUUUAAGGCCUGUUUAGAUCAAAAAGCAGUAGAGAACCAUCUUGUGGUGUGUGUUUUUUUCUGUCAUUCAUCUAAAAUGUUUGUUCCUGUUUACUCUGAAUUUAUCCAGUUUUCGGUGGCCUACUUGAAUUUCUAGAAAGUCAAACUGAGAAAUCAGUUACCCAGGCCAAGCAGCUGCUAAAGGCUGGAUAGUUCUGAAACUUUGGCCAAACAAAAGAUCUUGGGGUAGCUGGGAGAGGCCUAACCAUCCUGAUGGGCAGUCCCAUUGCUGGAGGAGCACUCACCAGAUGAUGACAGUUUCACCCCCAAGAUUUUCUGGGGGAAGAAGUGGGUUUCCCUAGAGGGCAGAUAACUCCAGAUGCUACCUGGCUGGGUGCCCACACAAGGCACUACUGGCCUGCUAGCUGUUGCUGCACUCUGUGGGGGCAAUGCCCAGCUCCUCGCUUACUCCUGUUAUGUUUUUUCAGUAGUUGGUGGUGGAGGUAGUUGGAAGGUGAUGGCCUGGCCCCUGGGGGAUGAGGGGAGCUGUCGGUGCCCCAGGUCGGAUGAGAGCUCAACCAGCCUGCCUGCCACAUUCCCAGCCACCUUCCUUCAUGUCUGGUCCAGGUCUCUGGCUGUACCUGCGGAAUGGCAGCAGACGUCACUUUGUCCUCCAGUGUUGGAAGACACUUCCUUGUCCUGUUGCCAUGGGGUUCUGAGAGGUUGGGAGUGCACAGAUCUCAAAGACGUGGUUGUGCCCAUUGCCUUUGGGCUAUGCUGUGUGUGGCCCCUAGCAGGGCUCUGCCAUCCGGGGUGUCAUGAAGUGGGCACUAUCUUACCACUGGUGGCUCCUCAGAGGUAUUUCAAGGAUUGAAGUGGAAAAAAUGUCUUAGAUGCCCGUUCUUUCUGCCUUUCCUCAGGAUGCAGGCUUAGAAGACAAGCGGUCCCCCAGGCAGUGGCUGGGGGUUGCAGCCACUGCCCUAGAGCCCCUCCUGUUGGGCUGCUUAAACUUUGCUACUAGCCUGAAUGACAGUGCCUUGGAAAGGCGGGCUCCAUAGGGCAGUGACAGGAUUCUAAUGUACCUUAAAUGCAAGUUCCCUGGGCUUCCCUAGGGAGGGACUCUGGGAACAGAGAGCUCUAGCAGAUGGGAUGUGGCUCCUUCAAGGGGCAGAGACCGGACUAAGGGCUCUGGCUGUUUCUGUGGCAGCUUCAAGGACAGUCCUGGGUUGCAUUGCAUGGCAGGUCCCAGCCCUGCCAGGGUAGAGGGGAGACCUGAGUGAUGUUGCCCCUAAGGCCCCAAUCCUAGUUCUAGCUGUUUCUGGCCACACUUACCCUGUAGGGAGGGAACUAAUGCCUUUCAUCUGAUUCCUAAUAGUCCCUGAGCUGAUUACAGGCAGCCCUCAGGCUGCACACAAGCAUGGUAGCCAACUCCCAAAGUGGCCAGAAUGACCUGGACUCUGCAGACCCCAGUGUUCAGAGGUGGAAGACUGUGCCUUGGGCCCCUCCUGCCUGUACUGGUGACAGGGCUGGAGAGAAAAGAGCCUGGUGGUCUCUGACUGGCCAGCAAGUGUCUGGUUCAGGAGACCCUGGGGCAGCUGGCACCUUCAUUCUGGGCCACAGGCCUCACUCCCCAUGGGAUGAGAUUGUCCAGUGAUAGUCCCAUUUUACUUGCCUUAAAACUGGAGAAAGGAAUCUAGUCCUGCACUUAGCAAAAGAUUUAAAGGCUGAAAAAAAAAAUGUGCAUGAUCUGUCUCUUUGUAUAAAAACAGCAAAAAAUGAUAAGCAGUUCAUUACAGUUUUUCUUUACCUUCUGGUAGUAAAAAUAGAUUAAAUCUGUUUAAACUACUGUGUGUAAAAAGCUUGUAUAAUAUGUAACUCAGACUUUUGUAAAUAAAUGUUUGUGCACUCUGCUC
Messenger RNA from Nycticebus coucang (slow loris), 5817 nucleotides. RefSeq names its product ring finger protein 216 (gene RNF216). NCBI's taxonomy places the organism in Eukaryota, Metazoa, Chordata, Mammalia, Primates, Lorisidae. The record is from RefSeq and is a predicted model, not a curated record. Gene Ontology annotation, molecular function: zinc ion binding. The transcript has 18 exons. Bases 277 to 3102 code for a protein of 941 amino acids.